AUGGCGUCGUCGGUAAGGGCAGUGCUUUCUCGUCCUCUAAUGGCGUCUCUACAUCGCCUACUGGUGCCGCCGAGGUCGCGCCUAUCUCUGCUGACCACCGCUCGUUUGCUCUCCCUCUCGCACGCUGCGAUCGAACAAAACGUGUCCGUUUCUCCUCAGACCGCGGACACCGUUCUAAUGGUGGCGCCCAAGUACUUCAACCUGAACCUAGCUACGGCUACCGACAACAUCUACCAAACCCUUCCCGACCAGCUGAAGGGAGCCAGCAGUGACCAGAUUGUGGGCCUGGCAACGAAGGAGUUCGAGGGACUCGUCUCUCUACUGAGGGGGAACGGAGUGCGCGUUUUAGUGGUAGAGCCGCUGGAAGAACACAAGGAUUGUACGGACGCCGUGUUUCCCAACAACUGGGUGUCGUUUCACGAAGGCAAGAUAGCUCUCUACCCCAUGAUGGCCGAGAACAGACGGCGAGAGAGACGAAUGGACGUGGUCGAGAGUCUCUGCCGAGAGCUCCGCGCCGACAUCGUCGAUUAUUCGCCGUGGGAGAACCAGGGGAUGUUUCUAGAAGGGACAGGGAGCAUGGUACUGGACCGAACGAACCGCCUCUGCUACGCGUGUCUCUCUCAGCGUACGCACCCGGAGGUCCUCGUAGGGUUCUGCCGGGAUUUCGGCUACACACCGGUCGCAUUCGAGGCUACUCAACUAGCAGAGGACGGCAAACUCCGUCCCGUUUACCACACCAACGUCAUCUGUAGCGUUGGAGACGGUUUUGUAGUCCUCUGCACGGAGCUAAUCAGAGAAGCUGGCCAGAGAAAGAUGGUGCUGGACACCAUCAGAUCAAGCAACAAAGAGCUAGUCGAUAUUGACGAGGAGCAAGUGUUCAAUUUUGCAGGGAAUAUUCUACAGUUGAGCGGGCCUGGAGGUGAGAGGUUGCUGGUCAUGUCGAGCGCAGCGUACGAGUCGUUCCGGUCUGACCAGUUGGCGUCGCUACGGAGACACGUCGACGUCAUUCUCCACGUUCCCCUGCCGACGAUCGAGAGCCUGGGAGGGGGCGGGGCCAGGUGCAUGCUGGGAGAAGUGUUCACACAUUGA
Molecule: messenger RNA, 1089 nt
Organism: Geodia barretti
Lineage: Eukaryota; Metazoa; Porifera; Demospongiae; Tetractinellida; Geodiidae
Source: the annotation of a GenBank genome assembly